UCUUCUGGUGGUCCUCUUGCGCGCAAACAUGGUCGACACGCUCUUUUUCUUUCUGGGACUGGCGGUGCUCGCUCGAGGGGCGGUGGUGCCCGCCGUACCAGCAGCAGCGGUGCCUCUGGCGAAGCUGGAGGAGUUCGACCCGGCGCCACAGUACAGCUUCGCGUAUGACGUGCAGGACGCGGUAACCGGCGACUCCAAGGCUCAGUAUGAGACCCGCAACGGCGACAUCGUGCGCGGCAGCUACAGCCUGAUCGAGGCCGACGGUACGCGUCGCAUCGUCGAGUACACCGCGGAUCCUAUCAACGGCUUCAACGCGAUCGUCAGCAGAGAACCGGUGGUAGCCGCCAUCGCGGCACCAGUGUUACCGCUCAGACCGGCCGCGUUGACUCCAGUUGCCAUACCGACAGCACCCGCUGCUGCCCCGGCACCGUCGAUCCCCGCCAUUGGGCCUGAUUCCGACGUCGAGAUACUCGACACCCGAUCGGGUCCCUUAAAAGCGAAACCAACGACGCGCGAGCGAGAGAUCCAGCGUCAACAGUUGCAACAGUUGCAGCGGCUGCAGGAGCAACAACACCAGCAACAGGAGCAGCAGCAGCUGCGACAAUUGCAGCAGCUGCAGGAACAGCAGAGACGGUCGUCGAAAUUACAGAUCCAACAGCAUCAACCACAAGAGCAGCAGCAGGAACAACAGAUUGCGCAACAAUCCGCAAGGAUCGUUGGACCGACAGCUGGACAAAUCGAGCGACAACAAGUCGCGAACCCCCAAUUGAUCAGUCUCCCAACUGCUGCCAGGGCGAUAGCCACGUACCCCGCUUACCCUUACGCCGCAUAUAGCGCCGCGUACUCUUCGCCGUUCGCCUACGCCGCACCCCUCAACGGCUUGGCUUACACCCCCGCCGCUGCGUUGACGUAAACAUUCAUUCAUAUCUACCUCGAAUUAUUAUUACUCCGUUUUAUUUGUUAAGAUUAUCGACGACAAAAACUAGAAUAAAUUGUUUGCCAUGAGUUACUUA
This is a messenger RNA of Mycetomoellerius zeteki, 1013 nucleotides long. Its product is annotated as cuticular protein 3. Gene Ontology annotation, cellular component: extracellular matrix. The coding region runs from base 29 to 913 and encodes 294 amino acids. The record is from RefSeq and is a predicted model, not a curated record. The transcript has 2 exons. NCBI's taxonomy places the organism in Eukaryota, Metazoa, Arthropoda, Insecta, Hymenoptera, Formicidae.